UUUAGCAAGCAACAGGAAAACCGCUAAGAGAACACAUUCCAGGCGCGCGGAGUCUGGACGGAACAAUAAGGGGUGGGACGACAACUCUUAUGCCUACAACUAUUUAAAAAGUCUCUAAUCUCGCCUUUUAAUCGGGAACACGGUCGAACUCUUACUUCAUGGGAGCCGAGCGCCCUCCGCCGUCUCUCGUGAAGCCAGUCGGAGGCGGAAGGAGUCUGGUCCGAAACCCCGCGACGAUGUUCCUGCUGCGGGUUUUAUCAGCGCAGAUCGGGACCCAGAUGAGAUAGGUUCUCAUUCAGCUCGAUGUGGACUCGGUGGACCCCGCUCCGAGCUCCUCUUCUUGCUUGUUUUUCUUCUUCUUCUUCUUCUUUUUUGAAACACUACUUUCAUCUUUGAAGUGUUAAAGUUUUAAACCGCUCUCCGGUUCACCAGAACCGGUUUUUGGGGUUUUAUUUUUUUCUGUUUCCACGAAGCUCCGGCCGGGUUUUUUUUUUUUUUUUUUUUUUGUUUUUUUUUGUUUUUUGUCGUAGAGGCAGCGGAGAGGAUGUGAGUUCUUCCGACUUUGAACAGGUUUAGUUCACUGUCUCACGAUGAGGCCAGGUUUCCCCCCGGCGCUGCUUUAAACUCUCAUUCGACCUGUUUGUGAUGUGGGCGACGCGUGGCGGCUCCGUCUGACCAGUUAAACCAAACAACAACAACAAACAACAAACAGUGAUGGGAAGAUCUGUUCUGCUCAGGGUUCUGUUGGCAGGAGUUUUUCUCUUGACUUCCACCAUUCAUGCAGAGAACCAGGAUGGCGGUGAAGAAGCGAAGCUGCUGUGCAAAUGUGAGAACCCCAAGAAUCCAGGCAUUUGCAGCAACGAGACGUGCAGAGGAGACUACUGUUUCUAUUCCUGGGUGCUAACCAGGGACGCAGAAGCAGAAAACCCUGUCACUGAGACAUGGGGAUGUUUCCCACAACAACACUUCAGAGAGCAGUGCUUUGGUUCCUUCCCCGGCUUUUUUGUCCAGUGCUGCCAAACGGACAAGUGCAACACUCUGAUCACACCGCCUCCAAAUAUUAAUGGAGAGCCGACGACAGUUCCUCCCCCAGAGUUGCCACAUCCCAAGCUGUGGAUCGCUGUGACUCUGCUGCUGCUGCUCACGUCUGUAAGCGUGUGUGGUUUCCUGUUGUUUCUGCGAUUUCGACGUGCACCAAGCAAACUGAAAGAUCCCGAAGAUCACGGCCUUACUGUCAAAGUCCCCACCGGAAAUGACCCCACAUAUGGCGAAAUUUUUGAUGAGUUUUGUACUUCAGGGAGUGGGACAGGCCUUCCUUAUCUGGUCCAAAGAACUAUGGCGAGACAAAUCUCUCUUGUUGAAUGUGUUGGUAAAGGCAGAUAUGGUGAAGUGUGGAGGGGCACAUGGAUGGGAGAGAGUGUGGCUGUCAAGAUUUUCUCCUCCAGGGACGAGCAGUCCUGGUUCAGAGAGACAGAGAUCUACAAUACAGUGCAGCUGCGCCAUGAGAAUAUUUUGGGUUUCAUUGCCUCGGACAUGACCUCCAAAAACUCCAGCACCCAGUUGUGGCUCGUCACUCACUUCCAUGAGCUGGGUUCGCUCUAUGACUUCCUGCAGUACAGCAGCCUGGAGCCAGAGAGCUGCUUGAGGAUGUGCCUCUCGGUGGCCUGUGGCCUGGUGCACCUCCACACUGAGAUAGUCAGCUCCCAGGAGAAGCCGGCAAUCGCCCACCGAGACCUCAAGAGCAGAAACAUCCUGGUGAAGAGGAACGGACAGUGCUGCAUCGCCGAUCUAGGCUUGGCUGUGAUGCACUCUCAGUCUCAUGACUACUUGGACGUGGGCAACAAUCCUCGUGUAGGGACGAAGCGCUACAUGGCCCCUGAAGUGCUGGAUGAGACGAUUCGUGUCGAUGUCUUUGAAUCUUACAAGCAAACUGACAUCUGGGCCCUUGGCUUGGUCUUCUGGGAAAUAACACGCAGGACUGUCGUCAAUGGGAUUGUUGAGGAGUAUCGACCGCCCUUCUUUGACUUGGUGCCCUCCGAUCCAAGCUUUGAGGAGAUGAAGAAGGUGGUGUGUGUGGACCAGCAGAAGCCCAGCCUGCACAACAGGCUCCACUCCCACCCAAUCCUGUCAACCAUUGUCAAGAUUAUGAAAGAGUGUUGGUACCAGAACCCAACGGCUCGCCUCACAGCCUUGAGGGUGAAGAAAACUCUUUCCAAGCUGGACUCCGAAAGCGACUUCAGCAUAGAGAAACUCAAACGUGACAUCUAAGCGAAAACACCAAGAAAUGUCACGGAAAACUACAAAAAAACCAACAAGAGGAUUGUUGAACAUCAUCAGCAUAGUCAUCAACUCUUCCCAAAACCGUAUGUGUUUGACCAUUUUGCAAUUGCCCAUUUAUAGCAGUUCUCCAAGUUAGGGGUGAUAACGGGAAGCUUUUUUUUUUACUCACCAUUACAAGACGGGAAAUCAUUGCCUUAUUACUCACACUUUUCUAAAGUGGGUUGUUCACAAAAACUUAGUCAUAGUCAGCACAAAAGCUUGGCUUGAUUCACUAUGAUUUACAGGGCAUGUAAAAAGACAGAAGCUCUUCACCAAAGCAGUAUUGACCAUAAUGUAAAAAUGUUCAACUUAAGUUAAAGGAGCAUUUAUCACAGGUAGCAAAGACAGACUGAAAUACUUAGUUGUACAUAUUCUACAAGCAUUGAACCUUGUAAGGGUUCAGUGGUUAUUUACAAUCUUGAUAUUAGUGUAAAUAUAUUUCAAGAGAUGUUAUUUUCUAUUUUAAAGCACAUUUUAUACACUUUUUUUUAAUCCCAUUUUUUAAUUUGUUUGUUUAUUUAGACCUAAAAUGUACCACCAUAAUCACUAUGGUCAAGGAAGUAAAUCACAGAAUGAUAUGAAUUAUUGGAGAUCUUUAAUAAAGGUUUUGUAUUUUGCAAAUAAACCAGUUCUUGUCGUUUUCUUUUCGACCAGCAGAGGGCAUCAGAGGGUCAACAUACAAGCAUUUCUUCUGACUAUGGAAAUAUGGAAACAUUUUACAUUUAAUUGUUUUGAUAAAUGUGUUUAAUUUUCACUACAUUACCCCAGUUGUUGCACAGAAAAGAGCCUCUUCUUGAAUACAAAUAUCAAAGUAAUCAUUGCAACAUCAAAUGUGGAACUGUUACAUAUUUUUAAACCUUUGGGAUUUAACACCAAAUCCUCAAAUUACCAAUAAAUUGAGGAUUUAAACAUGAAGGAUGAAUUGGAAUGUUUAAGCAUAGGCGAACUGAAAGGUUUUCUUUGAUCUUACUUGGAAGGGAAACUUAAAAAGUAAACACUCAAUCUCUUCUCAGACUGAACAAAGAUUUUCAGUGAGAUUCUUUAAGGCAGUCUUUACAGGAAGUCUACAUCUGAUUAUGUCUUUGGUUUAUCUUAUUUGUCUUAUUUAUUUAUUUUUUCAUCGGUGCAUAAACAAAAAUAAUGGCCUCUGAUGAUAAAUAGAGCACAAAAUAAAUUACAGAAGUAACAGAUCGCAGUUGACGAAGAAUCAGACCUGCUGCAAAACCUAAAGGAUGUUGGAACUGAUGUAAUAAAGAUACUGAUAUCA
Messenger RNA from Poeciliopsis prolifica (blackstripe livebearer), 3586 nucleotides. RefSeq names its product activin A receptor like type 1 (gene acvrl1). Gene Ontology annotation, molecular function: ATP binding; transforming growth factor beta receptor activity, type I; SMAD binding. The transcript has 10 exons. The record is from RefSeq and is a predicted model, not a curated record. Gene Ontology annotation, biological process: angiogenesis; BMP signaling pathway; heart development. The coding region runs from base 715 to 2268 and encodes 517 amino acids. NCBI's taxonomy places the organism in Eukaryota, Metazoa, Chordata, Actinopteri, Cyprinodontiformes, Poeciliidae. Gene Ontology annotation, cellular component: plasma membrane; BMP receptor complex.